Misgurnus anguillicaudatus (oriental weatherfish) is the source of this 1220-nucleotide messenger RNA. Its product is annotated as interleukin-17B. Gene Ontology annotation, cellular component: extracellular region. NCBI's taxonomy places the organism in Eukaryota, Metazoa, Chordata, Actinopteri, Cypriniformes, Cobitidae. Gene Ontology annotation, biological process: inflammatory response. The record is from RefSeq and is a predicted model, not a curated record. Gene Ontology annotation, molecular function: cytokine activity.
GGGAAAACAUGGAUUGACCAAAUCUGUAGCAGCAGACACUGUUCUUUUGGGUUACAGUUCCAAACACGGUUCUUUGCUUCACAGAAUGCUUCUAAGGCGCAUAAAGCUCUGUCUGGUCGUUUGUUCUCUCCGGUCUUUGAGACUUAAGAAUAAAGGGUCUGUUGACUGAAUACCACUGAAUGGAUGACAAUAACAAAGGUAGUCAUGGUCCUGAUGUUGGGGAACAUGUUAGUGUCUGCAGAAACAGAGAACAGCAGGAAAGAUGUGAAGUCUCGGAGACGCAAACUAGAUGCGCAUCCACGUGGGGCAGGCUCGUCUGUUAUAAUUUCUCCGGAUCCGAUGAUGACAGGUUCAGAGUCAGGUGUGGUGAUGCCUGGUGCUAUUGAAGUGGACUUUGAUAAGAGCAUUGAAGACAUGGUGUCCCAGGUCAGAAAUAAUCCAAACUUAUCCAUAAACCAAUGCGUGGUGGAUCGCAAACUUUGGAUGUCCAACAGUCGCAGCCUCUCUCCGUGGUCCUACAGAAUAAAUCACGACGAGGAGCGUAAACCCGUGGACAUCCCCGAGGCCGUGUGCUCGUGCGUGGGGUGCAUCAAUCCUUUCACCAUGCAAGAGGAUCGCAGCAUGACCAGCACUCUCAUUUACACCAAAAUCCCCGUGCGCAGAAUUAUGUGCCAUCGGCCGACCAAGAAGCCGAGGAAGAAUAAGAAAUGCGAGCCGCGAUACAGGACGGUCGUGGAGAGCAUCGCCGUGGGCUGCACGUGCAUCGUGGGCUAGCUUGGGUGUGGGACCUAAACCUGUUAUGGGCUAAUACUUUGUAACAUUGCAAAAAAUGCUGAUAUUGUGAAUGUAUUUAUAGGCUAUAUACUUUUUAAUUUGUGAAACAGUAAAAACAACAAGAGAAACCAUUAAAGCGAUUCUUCUAGGAUUUAAUGGUUAUAAUAGGAAUUGUAUUGGUUUUACAUUACCAGUAGUGAACUCUAAUGUUAGUGGUUUCUGUUGAUAGGAACCAUCAGAGCACUAUUACAUCUUACUGAAAUAAGACUACCAACAUACAUAAAUGAAUACUGGUUUUGAUGGUUUUAAGAACAGAAUUGUUAUAUUUCUAUUCUUUUCAGCAUAGCAAAUGCUUUGAUUUAUUGUGCACGCUUUAUUAAAACAACUGUUAAGUUUAAAACAUUUCUUUGAUCGUUUUCAUUAUGCAAUCCUGUACAUAUCUUUAU